This is a messenger RNA of Planococcus citri (citrus mealybug), 1936 nucleotides long. Its product is annotated as probable peptidoglycan muropeptide transporter SLC46. Gene Ontology annotation, cellular component: membrane. Bases 184 to 1653 code for a protein of 489 amino acids. The record is from RefSeq and is a predicted model, not a curated record. Gene Ontology annotation, molecular function: transmembrane transporter activity. Gene Ontology annotation, biological process: transmembrane transport. Lineage: Eukaryota; Metazoa; Arthropoda; Insecta; Hemiptera; Pseudococcidae. The transcript is spliced from 10 exons.
ACAAACAUGUUAUUGUGAUAAGCUUAUCAGUUUGUUAUCAGUAAUGUCGUGAAAUGGAAAUUAAAAAUUAAGCAUGAAUUAUUUUGCGAAAUGGAAUACUAUUUCUUACCAGUCUUUCUAUGCGUAAUUAUUUCUUUCAAUUCAAUUCUAUUUCCCCAGACUCUCCAGUAAAACGCUGUAAAUAUGGAAGUUUCUGACAAUGAAAACGAAUACGAUCGAGCCCUAAUCGUUGAUAACGAAGUGACAGAAAAUCCAGGAGUGCAGAAUGAUUUUCAUGGAGUCAUUUACAAUCCGAAACCUAGAAAGCAUUUAAUCGAGCCUGCUGUAUUCCUCUUAUUCGCAGGGUUUACUCUUUAUGAACUUGUACUUCCAAACACGGUGGAAUUACAGUAUUGUCGAACUGUGCUGAACCUUACACAAGAUCAAUGUUUCAAUAAGACGCUAGACCUGAAAGUGAAAGCAGAAUAUGAGAAAUUUGCAUCCACUUUUUCCAUGUAUAGAUCAAUUAUUGAAGUGGCCAUUCCAUUUUUGAUCACAUUCUUCGUUGGACCCUGGAGUGAUACUUAUGGUCGUAAACCACUAAUAUUGAGUGCACUUAUCGGAUAUUCUGUCACUUAUAGUUUAUGGACGUUUGCCUCCAGUAUUCCAUCAUUGCCUCCGUUCUACUUCUUAUUUUUUAGUUUACCUGUGGCGUUCAGCGGAGGGCUUGCUAUUUUCAUACUAGGAACUUAUUGCUAUUUAUGCGAUGUAACUGCGUUGGAAAAUCGAGGAGCUAGAUUGGGAAGAUUUCACGCGAUCAUGAAUUUUGGAAAGUUAAUUGCUACCCUGUGUGUUAAAUUAUUACCGCCAGAUUAUACUUUGUCGUAUGGUGUUUCUUCGAUGUGCAUGUUCUUAGCGUUAUUUUACAUUUAUUUAUUCCUGGACGACUCGGUUGUACCAUCUCAGGUGGAGCUGAAUUCGCCGAAAAGAAAUCCAUUUCAUCUUCAUCAUAUUCGAGAAUUAUACGAAUGCUGUUAUACGAAACAAACGCCCAAAAUUCGUUGGAGUAUUUUUCUUUUGCUGCUCAUCAUGGCAACUUCUUCGAUUAGUGCAUUUGGUGAUGGCGAAAUAAUGUAUCUGUUUUUGCAACGAACCUUAAAUUUUGAUAUAAACCAGUACGCGAUGUUGAAUACUUUCGUAAUCAUUGUAAAUGCUUGCGGAUCUUAUGGAGGAACUUGGCUGCUGUGUUCCAAAUUACAACUGAACGAUCUUCUCGUACUCUCAAUCGCGGUAUUUCCUCGACUUCUAUCUGCUCUAGUGAUGGUUUUUGGUUACCAAUUGUGGCAUAUAUAUCUCGCCAUAACUCUAUCGUGUACGUUCGAUAUACCCGGAUCUAUAUUGAGAUUGUUUUUGUCGCGUAUUGUGGGCAAGGAUGAGCUCGGUAAGGUAUUUUCUUUAUUGUCCACUUCGCAAUCCAUCACUCCUAUGUUUGCCGCUAUGCUGUAUUCGACUGUGUUUAAUUUAACCAUAGCAACGAUGCCCGGAGUUGUGUUUUUCUUAUCAGCAAUUUUAUUUCUCUUCGUGUUGGUCUGUUUGGUCGUUUUGGUGAAAAUGUACGUUCCUGAUUCAACACGACGUUCUCUUGCAGUAACUGAGGAUACCUCUAGUCACUAAUGUUCAUUAAUUUACGUACCAGUAAACUGCAACUUAUCUGUGAUAUGUUGACUGUGUUUCUGAUUUUUUUUAUUCAUCAUCAAAGAUGAUUUGGUUCUUAAUUUUGAAAUUAAUUUGCAUUUUAAUGAAGUAUAUAAGUAGUUAAUAAAUUGUAAUGUUUCGUUUAGCUUGAAGCUAUAUAUUCAUCAGAUCUUUACCAUUAUUGUGUUUUAAAUUUUGAAUAUUUUGUUUUAUUAUUUUUCUGGCGGAAUUUUUUACCUUUUUUUUGAAUACAUAUUCUUAU